AUUGAACUCUGUCUCUCCCUCAUUGUAUUUCUAUCUAUUUAUAUUUAUUUUUCUCAUAUCUUACUUUUGGUCCUUUAAAAGCUGAAGGGAAUUUUGUUUUGUACAAAGUCUUCGACUUCUCAGCCUUUUGCCGUCUGGGUUUUCACCAUCUCUCACAUGUCUUGCAGUAAGAACUGAAGGAAUCUUUUCAUUACCACGCCAAUAGUGGAAGAAGUCCAAAACCUGUUCCAACAAGGUUUAUGUACGGUCGCUAUGGAUGUAAAAGGUAUAACCUGGGUUGGGAACAUAUACCAGAAGUUUGAAGCUAUGUGCUUGGAGGUGGAAGAAAUAAUGUAUCAGGACACGGUCAACUAUGUUGAGAAUCAGGUUCAGAAUGUUGGAGAAAGUGUUAAAAAGUUCUAUUCAGAUGUCAUGCAAGAUUUGCUUCCCCCAUCUUCAUUUGAUCCUGUGAAAGUGCCAGCCUCUGACUUACCUGUAGAACGAUAUUCUAAUGUUGGGAUCUACAAAAGGCCAAAAGUAGGUAUAAAAAGGCGUUCUGUGAGGGUUGAUACUGAGCAACUAUCUGAGGAUUCAAAAGCAAUGACUGAUAUGCAUAAAGCUGUGGGCCGUUCACAAUCUCUUCAUCAAGUUCAUGAUGAAGAUAAUUUGUUCCCACCAGCAUCAGAGGAUUCUGCGAAAGGAACUUGCUCUGAGUUGUGUUCAGGACAACAUAGUAAUGGCAGUAUGUUUAAUAAUAACUCAAACCUGGGUAUCAAAGAAAUACCAGAAAAACAUUACAAACUUCCACUGGCUGAAAUGUCGGGAGCAGUGUUACCCAUAAAUGAUGUGGACAGAGUAUCCUCAUUCUGUGAACUCUUAAAUGAAAAUCGUGGAGCAGCAUGCGAUCACACAGUUACAAAAUCAGCCUCAGCUUCGGUUGAAGUUAGAAGGUUUGACUCCAUAGCAGAAAGUUGUAACAGGGUUGAAAAUGCAAAUGAACAUGUAAGUGAUGUCUCCAUGGAUAGCGCAUCAUCUGAUAUGCCUAUUUUGAUCAACUCCAAUGAAAAGGAAGGAAUAGAGAUGAGACUUCCAUACUCAGAUGGCCUCUCAGCAGAGUCAAAUGCUGCAGACAUUUGUAUGAACGAUGGAGUGGUUUCUUGCAUGGGUCCAACGCAGGAUUCAGAUGUACUGUGCGAUGAAAUUGCUGAUAAGGAGGUUUUUGUGUCUCAUCCAGAAAGAUCGGACGACUGGAGUUUGGAUGCAAUCGAGAGUAGUAAUUUCUCUGAACAGGGAGUGGAAACUAAGGUAAAGCUUGAGGAAACCUGUGUUCUGGUGGAUGGAGAAGAACUUCAUUUUUUGGCUCACAAGGAAUGCAAACGCAGGCCAUACAAGAAAAAAAUUCGGGAAGCUUUUUCUUCAAGAAUGAGAUCAGCAAGGAAGCAGGAGUAUGAGCAGCUGGCGGUUUGGUACGAGUAUGAUGGAAAAUCCAAUCAGGCAUCGGGAGAGGGCUCGAUGCCAACUCUUCCUGUGGUGGAUGGAAAGAAAUCCGCAACUGGUGAUUUCUGUGAAAAUGAGUGGGAGCUUCUGUAGAUACCACCACUAGUAUUCCACUGUAAAUAAUUGGUCAACUUCACUGCUUAUGCAGCCUUCCCUUGCAGAAAAAAGGUGAUGAAGGUGCUGUGCCAAAAUCCCAGCUCUUAUAGAACUUGUGUGAAGUAAAAUGGUUAAACAAAAGGGGGAGAAAAAAUGCUUUCUAGUGAUGAAACUUAUAAAUAAUUUAUAAUUAGCAAGCCCUCCAUGUGUAGGGUUUAAUGCAGGUCGUUAUACUUUACCAAUAUGAUGCACAAGCAUUUGAACCUUACUAGCAUUGUUAAUGAAAUGCUUUUUUUUUUUUAUUUAA
Alnus glutinosa is the source of this 1879-nucleotide messenger RNA. RefSeq lists its product as uncharacterized. The transcript has 6 exons. The coding region runs from base 253 to 1569 and encodes 438 amino acids. The record is from RefSeq and is a predicted model, not a curated record. NCBI's taxonomy places the organism in Eukaryota, Viridiplantae, Streptophyta, Magnoliopsida, Fagales, Betulaceae.